Culex pipiens pallens (northern house mosquito) is the source of this 840-nucleotide messenger RNA. RefSeq names its product histone H2A-like. Lineage: Eukaryota; Metazoa; Arthropoda; Insecta; Diptera; Culicidae. The transcript has a single exon. Gene Ontology annotation, molecular function: protein heterodimerization activity; structural constituent of chromatin; DNA binding. Gene Ontology annotation, cellular component: nucleosome. The record is from RefSeq and is a predicted model, not a curated record. Bases 63 to 461 code for a protein of 132 amino acids.
AGAUUUUAUUCUUCUGUGAUCAUCGUCGAGUGAACUUCGUCACGCAACCAACUCAUCUGAAAAUGUCUGGACGCGGCAAGGGCGGAAAGGAAAAGGCGAAACCGAAGACGAGUUCUUCUCGCGCUGGGCUGCAGUUCCCAGUCGGUCGGAUCCGGCGGUUCCUUCGGAAGGGCAACUACGCCGAACGCAUCGGAGCGGGGGCCCCGGUGUACCUGGCGGCCGUGCUGGAGUAUCUGGCUGCGGAAAUUCUGGAACUCGGAGGAAAUGCAGCUCGUGACAACAAGCGGUCCCGAAUCAUUCCACGCCAUCUGCAGCUGGCAAUUCGGAAUGACGAGGAACUGAACCAGCUGCUCACCGGGGUGACCAUUUCCCAAGGCGGUGUGGUCCCGUUCAUCCAUACCGUUCUGCUGCCGAAGAAAACCCAAGAGAAGAAGCUGGAGGAACCGGCGACGAAUAAUUAAUUCCUGGAGACGGCGUGACGCGCCGGCCUAACAAUCUGAAUCAAAACCGUCCUUUUCAGGACGAACAAAUCUUUCACGAAAGAGUUUUCUUUUCAUUCUAAGGUUGUACUGUCAUUCAGAAAGCUCAUAGAGUUAUCUACGUGCGCAUGUAUUGCGUAUACGUACACGAAAAAGAUUGAGGUUAAAUUUUAUACCUGCCAGCAAAUCAAAUGGUGUGCAAGUGCGCGUGAGAGCGGGCUUAGAUAACUCUAUUUAGAUCUUGAAAAACUAUUCAGGAGCAACAUUUGAAAGAGGCGGUACGACAUUGCUCUUACGGCCUUUCGUCCCAUUUAACGCGUGUACCGUAAGAACAAGAACAAGAUUUUUAAGAAAAUGAUUC